Molecule: messenger RNA, 1443 nt
Organism: Cuscuta epithymum
Lineage: Eukaryota; Viridiplantae; Streptophyta; Magnoliopsida; Solanales; Convolvulaceae
Source: the annotation of a GenBank genome assembly
GCUAAGGCCACCUUACUAUACCUUUGGAUCACCCGCAUUUUGGUUUGCCGUUCUUCGAGUUUUAAGUGGCGUGGCUCCGUCGCGAUGGGGAGGACCCCGCCGGACUCCUUGCCGGGGUCCGAACUUGAAAUUAAUGUCCAGCCCCGUCGCCAUCACCACCACAACCACCCGCCUCCCCUCCCAUCGCCGCCGAGGCCUUACCGGCCGUUCAAGAAAUGGUUUCCGUGGCUCGUUCCUCUCAUUAUCCUUGCCAAUAUUGGUCUCUUUGCAUAUGUAAUGUACGUCAAUGACUGCCCUACAAAUUCUGAGAAAUGCUUCGGAUCGGAUUUCCUUGGCCGGUUUGCGUUCCAAAGCCUCCAUGAAAAUCCCCUGCUUGGGCCCUCUGCUGAUACGCUGCGAAAACUAGGAGCUUUAGAAGUGGAGAAGGUGGUGAAAGAUCAUCAAGUAUGGAGGUUGUUCUCUUGUAUGUGGUUACACGCUGGUGUGUUCCAUGUUGCCGCCAACAUGGUUAGCCUUCUAUGCGUUGGCAUCAGACUUGAACAAGAAUUUGGGUUUGUGAAGAUCGGUUUGCUUUAUAUUCUCUCGGGAGUGGGAGGAAGCUUGGCAUCUGCCCUAUUUGUGAGGAUGACGAUCUCUGUUGGCGCCUCUGGAGCUCUAUUUGGUUUGCUUGGAGCUAUGUUGUCUGAAUUGCUCACAAAUUGGACCAUAUAUGAAAAUAAGCUGUUGGAGUUCUCCCCCAUGUAGAUAACUUUGCUCAUCUCGGGGGAUUUGUGACUGGUUUUUUACUCGGAUUUAUCCUUCUCAUUCGCCCUCAGUUUGGAUAUGUUAAACAAAGAAAUGCUCCACCUGGUUACUUUUUGCCAUCAAGAAAAGCCAAACACAAGGUUUAUCAGUGUGUUCUCCUCAUAUUUGCAUUGAUAAUCCUCAUACUAGGGCUGACUAUUGGUAUGGUAAUGCUACUCCAAGGCGUGGAUGGUAAUGAUCAUUGUUCUUGGUGUCAUUAUUUGAGUUGUUUUCCAACUCCUAUAUGGACUUGUGAUGCACGUUGCUCGUCAAACCAAACCGGAGACCAGUUGAGCUUGACAUGCAUGCUGGACAACAAAAGCAAUAAUUAUUAUUUGUCAAGCGCCAACAACACUGCAUCAGACAUUCAAAAAUUGUGCACACAACUUUGCAGCUGAUAUGUGGAUGUGUAUAUAUGUAAUAUGUGUAUAUGUUCAUUCAUGUGAAUAUACACCACCUUAAUUGGUUGGAUGCAAGGUUGUAAAGCCAUGCCCCAUCCUUAAUUAAUAUAGCAAUUGAAAAAUAUAAAUGUACAUAUAACUAACAAGAAAGAUAGAUAAGACAUUCAAUGUGUAUAUAUUUGAUUUGUAUGUAGCAUGCAUUGCAUGGUGUGACUAGUAAUUGAUGUUAGCUUGGAUGCAUGAGAUAGUAAAACUAAAU